GUAGUGAUCAAGUGUUUAAUUUCAAACGUACGAAAGUAAUUACGAAAAAUGCCCACAUCAACAUAUUCGUUUGCUCAAAAGUCACACAAAAUCUCGGCUAACAUUGGCUCGACAAUGGCAAAAUAUUCGUUGUAUCCCGAGGAACGCGAGACGCUGGACAAAUGGCUCCAGCAAUGGAACAUCAAGCUGGACUACUGGACGCGCAAACAGUUCCGGGAUGCACUGCCCGUGGCCAGACUCGUGGAUAAGGUGCACAGGGGUCUGGUGGAUCUUAGCAUUUACAAGCCCUGCACCAGCGUCACCAUGAUGAAAAAUAGCUGGAAAAUAUUUAAAAUUCAUGUUUUGAAUACACUGAAAAUUGGUCUAUCCGAUAUGGACUUGGAACAGCUGGCCCUGGGCACCACUGAUGCAAUUGAUACACUGCUAUUUUGUAUUAUGUACAGCCAGAAAGGCUUUACAGCCUCUGACUAAAUGAUUUUGCUUAUUCGAUUAAUAAAUUAUUAGAGUACAUUUUUAGCAGAAA
Messenger RNA from Drosophila obscura, 523 nucleotides. RefSeq lists its product as uncharacterized. Lineage: Eukaryota; Metazoa; Arthropoda; Insecta; Diptera; Drosophilidae. The record is from RefSeq and is a predicted model, not a curated record. The transcript is spliced from 2 exons. The coding region runs from base 49 to 471 and encodes 140 amino acids.